AUGGCCGGAAUUGAACCUCUCGGCAUCGCGCUUGGCGUAUCCGGCCUAGUCCCACUAUUCAAAGUAUGCAUCCAACUUUUCGAUCUCGUCGACUCGAGUCGCACUUGGGGAACCGACUUCGAGGUCCUGUCCACCAUGCUUGAAAUCGAGCGAGUGCGACUAUGCAUUUGGGGGCAGGCAGUUGGUUUUGUCACCGACGAUCAAAGUGUGUUAGAUACAAACUUCCCAACGGAGCUGGACGACCGACUCAAAGAUCGAAGAAUAUCCGCCGCAGUCUCGGAUGUCCUGGCAUGCAUGAAGCACAUCUUCGAAGACUCGUACUCGCUCAAACAACAAUAUGGACUGCAAAAAGCAAGCGAUGCGACAAAUUCCUCAGAAAGCCGGCACGAGAGCGGUAGGACUACAUUUCGCACAACAUUCAAGCGCACCCUCGAGCGAUUCAACUCCGCAUCCGCAAGCAACCAACGCAACACUACCCUCAAAGCCUCUGCAAAAUGGGUCAUCAUCGACAAAAAGCGCUUCGGAACCCUGGUCGAAGACCUGCGCGGCUUCAACGACAGCCUCAGCACUCUGCUCCCGGACAUCGACAGUUUUGCGCGGCAAGAAAUCAUCGCUGACAUCGGCAGGAGCGUGGACGCAGACGAACUACGUCUGAUCGAGCAAGCGGCGGUGAUGGGGUCCCAUGACGAUUUUUCCGAAGCCGUGAGUGUGCGGCUGAGCCAGAUCAGCCAGGUGACGCACCGCGAUGACGGGAAUGAGUCGGUGUCCACGGCUUCGACGCUGCCGCGGCCGGUGGAUGUGGAGAAACUGGUGAAGCAGAUUGGGAAGUUGGACGCACAGUUGAGGGCGCAGAACAAGGGCAUGUUGAAUAUCUCGAUUAAUGAGAUUCAUGGAAAUUAUUGGGGUUUUGUUACGUGGGAUGAGGUGAAGGGUGAUGAAUGGUAUAUGGCGAUUGAGAAGGAAUUGGAGUUUGUGAAGCCUUUGUAUUUGGCUUGGGGUGGGUUCUCACCAUUACUUCGUGGAAAUGGUGUGAAUUUCUGACAUUUGGUCAUUUAGGGUUGCAAUAUGCUACAGAUAACAAAAAGUUCAAAGAAGCAGGAUCGUCAGGGUUUGAAGGAUUGGAUCCAGAGGUACGUUCCUGACAGCAUCCCCGGAUUGGGAAAUGAUAACUGACAAACCCAGGCGGGCCGUAACUACCACGGCAAAUUCCCAGGAACAAAAACAGUGGAAGGCUACGCUUCUGAAUUCCAGCACUGGGCCAACCAACAUAUUCCUAAGGACCCGGAGACUUGCUUUGUAUCAACACAUCCGGCGCCUUCACUCGGUGUUAAGAAGCUCAUCGAACGAAUCAACAUUAUUCAAGGCUCGCGCAAACUGCCAUGGGGAUGGACGGACGAGCAGAAAUUUGAAGACCUGCAGAAGUGGAUCGGCAAGACGGGCGAAACCUGGAUUGACCAAAGUUAUAAGUAUUCAAUGGUAAAUCAAGUCAGCACGUUGCUGUCAAUGUUAAAUCGGGUAGACAUGUUUGAAGAUCUCAGACUUGGAGGCUCCAUUGGUUACCAUGUAUUCGGACCAAAGAGUCAUGGCCUUGCAAACUUCCUGCUUCAAAUGAUCCUUGCUUACGAACUGAAGCUGCGACUUGAAAACUACGAGGGCUGGAAUUCUGGAAUGACGCCCAAAGUCUUCACAGCCCUCGAAAUGGCACAGCGCUGGAUGGAAAGCGUCAAAUCCGUCUGCCCCAAUAAAGGCAAAGACAUGGUCGAGUUCCACUCCCUGGUCCACGAACGACAAGUCGAAGGCCUGGUCCGAUUCGCUGAAGCAAUUGAGUGGCCGAAACUCUUCGAGAUGCGCGAAUUCGCGGAAGAAGCUUAUGUCAAGAUCCGCGCUGGUUUGGAUGUCCCUCUUAUCUUCUGGAACUGGCUAUUCGGACUGGUUUUGCCUGGUGACGGAUUCGUGUACAACCUCAUGGGCGCACUCAUCUGCGCCACACCAUCACUUCGCUCAAUGGGCGCGGCCAAAUAUAUGUCUGCCUCCGUCGUUAUUGACAGUAAAUCCUACUGGCGAGCAAAAUUCGCCGUCGGCCGCGUCUUCGGCGGCAUGAAAGGUGUCAAGGCAGUCGGCGGAUGGAUCGGCCCCUGUCCAGCACCAAUUGAAGACUCCGUAACUGGGUGGGUACAAGUCCGCGCCCGAGCAGCGGAAUUCCGCAUACCCAGAAAACGGAACAGAGGAGACUUUGAUGAUGACAACGGCGUACCUGGAACGGUCUCGACGCCUUCGGGGGGAACGACGAUGCAGUCGAGACUUAGGGCGGAAUGGAUUACAAAAAUGAGCGAUCCGGCAAUGUGGAGGGUUGUCGAGGCGCCGAAGCCGUCGUCUGAGCAGUGCGAGUUUUUAGGACUUCAUUUGAAGCUGGUGGAAUCUACAGUAUCAGCUGCGUCGCCGCAGGAUCAGGAGUACAGAGCAAGUCUUGAUUUCAAUGUCGAAGGGGAGUCGGUUACAUUCACGCUUUACAGCAAUCCCACCUUUGUUGCGGCACAUCAUUGUCUCGAUGGGCCUCAUUCGGUGCAUUCAUACGAUCUGGCGAGAUUUAAGAAUGUGUGCACCAUUUGGGAUUUGAAGAACCAGCGACACAAUUCUAAUGAGGUACUUAUUAUCAAUGCGACUUGCGAUGGAGGCGAACUAGCUGCUAGAGCGUGGUGUUCGGCGAAUGGUCAACAUGCAGUUGUGAGAAGGGGAAGUGGGACAUGCUUUGCUUGCGCGGUGAAGAUGGCGAGUGAUCAGGGGCUGGGGGUCAAUUGCUUGAUCUGGGCGUGAGGUAUCUGUGCAAUGCUAAACCGAACGUAUUUCAAUAUUUGAAAUAUGUAUAAUACCCGUAAUGAGAAAACCUGAGAUAUCCAAAGUCGAAUUGCGAGCUUAAAAUAAAACACAUCUCUGAGCACAACGGAGAGAAGAGGCCCUCACUCGGUUUCAGAGUGCUGGAGCCCAUGGUCAUGGGAUUGUUCCUUUUGCUUCCAAUCACAUAGCCACGACAAUCAAUACUUGUAACAUACUCCGGCGCAUUUCAACCUCGGCAAGCCCAUAGUUUCCAAAACAGUAAUCCAAGGCAAAGCGAGCCCACGGCAUAGCGAGAAUGCCCAUACAAAUAAUCCCUGUCCUAUACAAUUAGUAUGGGUGUUCUCGUUAUUGCCUUGGGCUCGCUUCGCCGUGGAUUACUCUACGACCAUAUGAAAACGCUUUGCGAUAUGAUACGACGAUACGAGGACGCCUUGCAGCACGACGAUGACCAUACGAAGACGCCUCGCAGUGUGACCAUGUGAAUGCGCCUUGCAGUAGUCUACCGCCAUUCGGGAACGCCUUGCAAAAACCAAGCCUGAGUUUACUUUUUUUAGCCGUCCUGGAAAUUUGCAUAAUAUUAUCAUCAUGCCUCCCGAACGUCA
Molecule: messenger RNA, 3437 nt
Organism: Tuber aestivum (summer truffle)
Lineage: Eukaryota; Fungi; Ascomycota; Pezizomycetes; Pezizales; Tuberaceae
Source: the annotation of a GenBank genome assembly